GACAUGUAGCUGCACGUAGCAUCUCUGAUGGUUUGUGGGUUCUUAUAGUAUCAAGAAGUGGAACCCAUUUCAAUAAGAUCAAUCAAGUUGUCAUUGCUUGAAACCGUCCGUGUUGGGUGGGUCUCAACUGAAAUCUUGUGGGCCCUGUGACCUCUGCUGCAGACCAUUGCCGACUACCAUAGCAUCUUUGGUUAAAACAAAUAGUAGACUAGAACAAAUAGUAGACAAACACACAUGAUGUCUUGUAUCCAUCGUUACAACAAUGUUCAAGAAAAUACAUUGGUUUUUCCGGCUUAUGAAUAGGAAUGGAAAAACUAAUAAAAUAAAGCUUAAGCCGGCUUAUGCAGAGAAGCCUAUAAAAGCCCCACAAAUCGCUCAUUCUGCUCAAUACAUCCAGAAGAAGCAAUGGCAGUUUCCAAGGACAUGAAACUCUUGCUCUUCUAUGUAACCGGAUUCAGCCUCCUCUUUGGUUCAUUCUGCAACGGCAAGGUUAUGAUGGAGUACAUUGGGGCCACUGGAGUUGCAGUGACGUUCGACCAGGUCCCGGUGGAAGACGCCAUCGACUUCCAUUUCAUCCUCAGCUUUGCGAUCGAUGUAGACCCCUUAUGUGAGCCUCAGAAUGGCAAAUUCUCACCUUACUGGAUCACCAGCCUCACACCUGAAUCCGUUGCGGCCAUCAAACAGAGCCACCCCAAUGUAAAGGCCCUCGCCAGCCUAUGCGGCUGGAGCCUAGGCAACAAAAUCCUCUCCUGGUACAACCCGAAUGACACUGGCUUGUGGAUUUCAAAUGCAUUCGACUCGCUCAGAUCACUGGCCACUACAUACCACCUUGAUGGCAUUGACAUAGACUACGAAAACUUCCCGAAACAUAACUCCAGCUUUGCCUACUGCAUUGGUGAGCUGAUCACCAGGCUCAAGAACGAAGCUGUGAUCACACUAGCAACAAUUGCACCGUAUUACAAGACGGUCGGGCCGUACAUUGAGCUCUACAACGGAUAUGCGGACGUGAUCGACUACGUGAAUCACCAGUUCUAUACAGAUAAAGUUAGGAGGCCUGAGGGGUACUUGGAGGCAUUUAAGCUAAGGGCUACUCAAUUCCAUGCAGACAAGCUAUUGCCUAGCUAUGAGGUGAAUGGGAGAGGGAUUCAAGGAGAAGCAUUUUUUGAGGCCUUGAAGCUGUUGGAGAAGAGUGGUUUUGAGGUGAAUGGUGUGAUGAUUUUCUCAGCCGAUGCUUCUGUCUCUAAUGGGUUUCAUUAUGAGAGGGAAUCACAAGCUUUCUUGCUCAAUUCUACUAGCAUUUGAUGUGUUUUUGUUAGGGGAGGUUGAUUGUACAAGUAAACAGGUCUUAUUUCCUGAUUAUAAAUGAUUUUUUUUAUUCAUUUAGAGACUGUUUGGAUAUAGUGGAAAGCAUAGGAAAAGAAAUGUAUUUCUUGGGAAACCUUAUUUUCAGGAAAUUAUCGGAACUGAAACAUUAUUUUUUAUUA
Messenger RNA from Magnolia sinica, 1484 nucleotides. RefSeq names its product chitinase 2-like. Gene Ontology annotation, molecular function: hydrolase activity, hydrolyzing O-glycosyl compounds. Bases 406 to 1302 code for a protein of 298 amino acids. NCBI's taxonomy places the organism in Eukaryota, Viridiplantae, Streptophyta, Magnoliopsida, Magnoliales, Magnoliaceae. The transcript has 2 exons. Gene Ontology annotation, biological process: carbohydrate metabolic process. The record is from RefSeq and is a predicted model, not a curated record.